Messenger RNA from Didymella exigua CBS 183.55, 426 nucleotides. RefSeq lists its product as uncharacterized. Lineage: Eukaryota; Fungi; Ascomycota; Dothideomycetes; Pleosporales; Didymellaceae. The record is from RefSeq and is a predicted model, not a curated record. Gene Ontology annotation, molecular function: nucleic acid binding. The annotation marks the transcript as partial. The transcript has 2 exons.
AGCAUCUGCGCUGCUAGAUCUUGUACCCUGCCUUUCAUCAUCUACAAAGGACGCGUUCACAUCUCUGCCUGGUACAAGGAGGCAGAUAUACCACGCAAUUGGAAGCUCUCCGUCUCUGAGAGCGGCUGGACGAACAACGCGCUCGGCCUUGAGUGGCUGAAGCACUUCGACGCGCAUACAAAGGCAAGCCAGGACUACUGCAAGGAGAACAAGAUUAUCACUCUCUGCAUGCCACCACACUCAUUGCACCUCCUGCAGCCUCUUAACAUUGUCCCAUACUCGCUGUUGAAGCGCCACUACAGUAACAGGAUCUUGCUCUUAGCACGCAGCCACAUCUACUAUAUUAACAAAGAAACCUUCCUACUAGCCUUUAAAGUAGCUUUUAAGAGGACAUUUACACUAGAGAAUGUUUGCGCAGGGUUUUAA